Pseudophryne corroboree (corroboree frog) is the source of this 1123-nucleotide messenger RNA. RefSeq names its product developmental pluripotency associated 4 (gene DPPA4). Gene Ontology annotation, cellular component: nucleus. The record is from RefSeq and is a predicted model, not a curated record. The coding region runs from base 206 to 958 and encodes 250 amino acids. Gene Ontology annotation, biological process: system development. NCBI's taxonomy places the organism in Eukaryota, Metazoa, Chordata, Amphibia, Anura, Myobatrachidae. The transcript has 8 exons. Gene Ontology annotation, molecular function: chromatin binding.
UGGUAUACACUGAUGUAAGGUAGAGCGGUGAUAUACAGGACAAUACUGGGGAACUCGCAUUAAUAGUAGAGAUAUCCUAUAGAAAGAUCAGGCAAUCUCCAGCUGGCAGUUCAUUCUGGGACUAGUAGUUCUACAGAUUGUCUACUUCAAUCUCCCAUUUAUAUCCCCAGAUGAAUGUGCUGGACUGAAUGAGGGGUAAGGAUUGAUGCCAUGUACAAUACCCUCUGUUCACAGUACCGCCACCAUGCCUAAACGGCAGAAGAUAACCGCAGAGCUGGCGCUCGACUUAACCCCUUCCUCUCUGCAUCUGCUGAAGAGAGCUCAACUGCAGCAGCACUGCAAGAAGCUGGGCCUGCGAGGAGGAGGAAAGAACACAGAGCUCGUCCAGAGACUGCAAGAGUACUUCACGGAAGCCGCAAGCAGUGAGCAGCAGCAGUCUCCGCGGACCCCUCCUCCGGACAGACGGGAUGAUACCCGGGAAGAGCAGCCAGGAGGAAGAGGCUGGUGUGUGGUCCACGGGCAGGAGCUGACUAUUGACCGCUGGUAUCCGCUUUCUCUGCGCUGUGGCCGUGUCUGUGUUACCAGCAGUGGCUCUUACAUCUCCCUGCACCUGGUGCCCUCCUCUAUGCCCACCCCCCCGGGCCUCACAGACAACCUCAUUUGCGGCGUGUGCAUGGAAAGAAAUGGAGAGAAGGAAUCUCGCCUGCUGCAAAAGUCUGUUCCACAAGAAAGGACCUACCCUCACAGCGUUCUGCAGAAAUCUGUCGGAGCAUCUCGUUCCUGCAAGUCUGGCCGAUUCCAUCCCCAGGAGGACCCGGAGUACGCACGCAGGGUGGAUGAGCUUCUUGACCAAAUGGCAAUGGGACACGUGGACUCGGAGAAGGUGUUGCAGCCUUUCUGCCCGGCUGUUGUGCAUUCUCCCCUUGGGAAGCAAGAGAGCAGCCCGGUUCCUAUAUAACGCCUGGAACAAGAUGAUUACUUUUAAUGUAUCGAAUUAAAAUGGACUAAUUUUACCUCAGAAUUUCACAACUUUUUGCUAAGCUUGAGCAAUUUUGCUAUUUUUGAUUUAUUUCUUCAUAAAGUAGCAAAUAAAAGAAAGUGGUUAUUUUAUUUUUAUUAAAAA